This is a messenger RNA of Anarrhichthys ocellatus (wolf-eel), 642 nucleotides long. It is a transcript of the gene tex47, whose product is annotated as testis expressed 47. The record is from RefSeq and is a predicted model, not a curated record. The transcript has 8 exons. NCBI's taxonomy places the organism in Eukaryota, Metazoa, Chordata, Actinopteri, Perciformes, Anarhichadidae.
AUGGCACAGAGGACGGCUGUGGAGGAGGAUGCGAGGAUUGUGCUACAGCGGCUGGUAGUGAUUGCUCGGCUCCCCCAAGAUCUUGCUGACAGGACAGAACUGGGAGCUCAUUACGAAAAACUCAACUUUCAGCUCAGCAAACAGUAUAUAUUGGAUAAUAUGACGGACCUGCUGUUGAUUUAUCCGUCCUGUCUGCUGCAUAUCAUCAAGUAAUCAUCUAGGGACGUCCUGGUUUCUGUUUUGAAAGACCUCACAGACAUGCAACAACAGCCAGACGGUGCCUUCCUGGAAGCUCCCAAGGUUGUGUUGAUGGCACAUAACCCUCAAAGCAGGCUGUUCCACCAGUGGAGCUACAAGGUGCUCGAGGCAGAUCAGAUGGCCGGAGACUUGAAGAGAUUUGAGGAAGAGGAGGAGAGCACAGAGACUCUGGUUUGCUGCGUCCUGUCAGCGCUGCAGAAACUGAGUGAACACCUUGAAGUAUCUAAGGCUGUUCCUGGGUCAGUGCUGGAUGAGUUGAUCGUCUCUCAGACGGUUCUCAACCAGCUUUUGACUCGAGAAGAGCUCCAGACUCCUCAACAGCACCUGCAGAUGUACAACUCACCGUUAAACAUCAUCAUGAACGCCGCGCCCCCAGCAGGUUAA